UAAGUAGUUAUGAUAUUAAAGAAUGUGUCAAUUUUGUGAUAAGUAACGAUAUAUGAGGUCCAUCUAAUACAAGCACAAAUUAUUUCCCUAUUUUUGAAAUGGUUGUGCUUGACGUGUCCAAGGUACUCCCCGGGAACGGUCCUCAAAUUUUGGCUACUGUAACAGGCACUCUAACUGCUAUAUCAGAUGGAAUGCAGUACGGAUGGUCGGCCCCAAUCGUUCCGGUCCUGCAGUCGAGUAGGUCACCGGUGCACAUUACCGAUUCUGACAUCGUGUGGAUAGAAAACACAUACCUUUUGGGAGGUCUGGCCGGAAUACCAUUAACGUUAUAUCUUUUGGACAAAAUCGGACGUAAAAAUACCAUGUUAAUCGCGGCAUUGCAAAAUGUGGUAGCUUGGUUGCUGGUGAUGUUCGCCUCGUCCGUGGAGGUAGUGCUAAUUGGACGUUUUUUAACAGGUGUUGCGGCCGAUACUAACUUUGUCGCGACGCCAGUAUAUAUAGCUGAGAUUUCCGAAAAGAGGAUACGUGGAAGAUUGGGAUCACUUAUACACAUAAUGAUGCUGAUUGGCAUUUUGCUUAUUUACGGAAUUGGGCCGUUUGUGUCAAUUUCGGCGUCAUCCAGCGUAGGAGUGGCCAUAUUGGUUGUGCAACUACUAACUUUCUCGUUCAUGCCUGAAAGCCCUUAUUAUCUUCUGAUGAAGAAUAAAAGAGAGGAAGCGAGAAGAGCGUUACAAAUCUUCCGCUCAUCGCAAGAUGUGGAUGAAGAACUGGAGGAAAUCGCACAAGUUGUCGAGGCGGAAAAUAAAGCACGCAGACGUCCGCUUGAGUUGGUAACCGUUAACAGUAAUCGUAAAGCCUUUGCAAUUUUGACCGUCCUGAGUUUCGCCCAGCAUUACGCUGGGAUUAGCGUCAUGUUAAUGAAUAUUCAUAUUAUUUUCAAAGAUGUCGCCACAAUAAUUCCACCAAGCAGUGCAGCUAUCCUGUUUUCUGCGUGCAUGUUGCUAGCGUGUGUAAUUGCUGCUUUUCUUAUCGACAGCCUUGGACGAAAAGUGCUUCUGUAUUCAUCCAGUUUCUUGACUGGAAUUUUCUUGCUAAUUUUGGCUACGUACUUCGCCAUGAAGGAAAAUAAUAUAAAUGUCAGCGAGUACAACUGGGUGCCAAUAGUAGCGGUCAUGCUGUACGCACUUACAUUUAAAUGCGGUUUGGGGUUAAUACCGAUUGUAAUGACAGCUGAAUUAUACCCAACCAAUCUUAAGGCAUUAGGGUGCACUGCAGCAGACGCCAUGUAUCUAAUUGCCGGAACAUCGUCGAUCUACAUAUUUCACUAUUUACAAAGAAACUGUGGAAUGCACGCGCCAUUUAUUCUAUUUGGAUGUUGCUGCAUAUUUUCUGGAUUAUUUUCCCUUCUUAUUAUACCUGAAACCAAGGGAAAAACUUUAGAAGAAAUCCAAAAAUUGCUUAAGGGUGAAGCAAAGUCGAUUAAACGCGGGUGUGAAGAAUGUACUAAAUUAGAAAAGUGCCAUUUGCUAGAUCAUAUCGUUGGAAAGUCUGAUUACAAUUCUGUUUGAAUGGUGACCAAUAGCAGUAUUCCACAAUGAAUUGAAUUCUAUUAUUUGUGGUAACGUGUAUUAGUAAUAGUAAUAGUUAUGCGAUCUUCCGAAACCAUUAGCUCACCGUAGGGGUUCAAUACGUCGCAUUGGUCAGGAUCUUAGGUGUAAAGGUGUAAAAUAGAUAGUAUGCAGUAUUUUAUAUGUUAAACUGUACUGUUAAAAUGACUGAAAUACAGAUUUAUGAAACCCG
Messenger RNA from Photinus pyralis (common eastern firefly), 1800 nucleotides. Its product is annotated as facilitated trehalose transporter Tret1-like. The coding region runs from base 99 to 1568 and encodes 489 amino acids. Gene Ontology annotation, molecular function: transmembrane transporter activity. Lineage: Eukaryota; Metazoa; Arthropoda; Insecta; Coleoptera; Lampyridae. The transcript has 2 exons. Gene Ontology annotation, biological process: transmembrane transport. Gene Ontology annotation, cellular component: membrane. The record is from RefSeq and is a predicted model, not a curated record.